AUGGAGACAGAGAGAAAGGAGACAGAGAAAGAAGAAAAGGAGACAGAGACAGAGAAAAAGAAAAAGGAGACAGAGACAGAAGAGAAGGAGACAGAGACAGAAGAGAAGGAGACAGAGAGAGAGAAAAAGGAGACAGAGAAAAAGGAGACAGAGAGAGAGAAUAUAAAGAAAAAGAGAGAAGAGACAGAGACAGAGACAGAGAAAGAGACAGAGACAGAGAUAGAGAGAUAG
This is a messenger RNA of Eimeria mitis, 231 nucleotides long. RefSeq lists its product as uncharacterized. The transcript has a single exon. NCBI's taxonomy places the organism in Eukaryota, Apicomplexa, Conoidasida, Eucoccidiorida, Eimeriidae. The record is from RefSeq and is a predicted model, not a curated record. Bases 1 to 231 code for a protein of 76 amino acids.